AUGUCAGACAAGAAUCGUCAACAGCAGCUAUUCCAAGUGAUGAAGCAGAAGCAUUUGGGGUUAGGCACCGAAAACACUACCGCAGAUGAGUGGAUGACAAAUGUUCACAAGGACACGUACUAUAGUAUGGCCGCCCAUAGCUCAAUGUUGGAAUAUCUGACGCUUGCGCAGCACAAUUCAAGCAAGCGUGUCACAGAGUUACGGCUCCUUGAGAAAAUGUGCAACGAUCUGCGCAAUAAACGAAAGCAUACUGACGACUGA
This is a messenger RNA of Lachancea nothofagi CBS 11611, 261 nucleotides long. The record is from the annotation of a GenBank genome assembly. Lineage: Eukaryota; Fungi; Ascomycota; Saccharomycetes; Saccharomycetales; Saccharomycetaceae.